Messenger RNA from Kogia breviceps (pygmy sperm whale), 1257 nucleotides. RefSeq names its product coiled-coil domain containing 92 (gene CCDC92). The record is from RefSeq and is a predicted model, not a curated record. Lineage: Eukaryota; Metazoa; Chordata; Mammalia; Artiodactyla; Physeteridae. Gene Ontology annotation, cellular component: centriole.
GCCGCCCCGCCCAUGGACCGCCGGCCCCCGCUGCCGCCCGCCCGGAGGACCGCGCCGAGGGGGGGAGCCGCCUGAAGGACCGCGACGGCCGCUCCCGCAGGUCAUCUGGAUGUCAGCAUGGCAACCACAAACCUGGAGAACCAGUUGCAGAGCGCGCAGAAGAACCUCCUGUUCCUUCAGCGGGAGCACGCCAGCACGCUCAAGGGGCUGCACGCGGAGAUCAGGCGGCUGCAGCAACACUGCACAGAUUUAACGUAUGAGCUGACACUUAAAAGUUCGGAUCAGACAGGAGACGACGGAUCUUCGAGAAGCAGCGAACUCAAGAAAAGAUGUGAAGAGCUGGAGGCGCAGCUGGCCCUGAAGGAGGACGAGAAGAGCGAGCUGCUGAAGGAGCUGGAGCAGAAGAACGCGAUGCUCGCCGUGCUCGAGAGCACCACGAGGGGCCGCGAGAGGAAGUACCUGGAGGAGCUGAAGGCCAAGAGCCACAAGCUGGGCGCGCUGAGCAGCGAGCUGGAGCAGCGCGCCGGCACCGUCGCCUACCUGACGUCGCAGCUGCACGCCGCCAAGAGGCAGCUCCUGAGCUCCGGCGGCGCCCCGGACGCCGGCCCGGCCGCCGGCCCCGCGCUGGCCACCUACAAGCCGGCGCCGCCCAAGGACAGGCUGCCCGAGACGCCCCGGCGCCGCAUGAAGAAGAGCCUCUCGGCCCCGCUGCACCCGGAGUUCGAGGAGGUCUACAGAUUCGGGGCCGAGAGCCGGAAGCUGCUGCUGCGGGAGCCGGUGGACGCCAUGCCCGACCCCACCCCGUUCCUGCUGGCCAGGGAGUCGGCCGAGGUCCACCUCGUCAAGGAGCGGCCCCUCGUCAUCCCCCCCAUCGCCUCGGACCGCGGCGCCAGCGAGCAGCCCGGGCCCGGCCGCGAGAAGCCGCACGGGGCGCACGUGGGCGUGGCGCACCGCAUCGCCCACGCGAGCCCGGCGCCGGCCGCGCCCGCCGUGGAGACGCUGGCGGUGGACCAGGUGAACGGCGGCGGCAAGGCGGCGAGGAAGCACUCAGGCACGGACAGAACUGCGUGAGGCCCGCGACCCUCCGCCGCGCUCCACGCACUGUGGCCGCUGCCGGGAAAGGCUCAGGCGCACCCGCUCCGCUCUUCGCCCUGUGAAUUCCACGCAUGCCGCACUUUUUCCACACCUGGCAGCAGCUGCGUUCUCCUCCUGCCCCUCUUGCCCUCUGACUGACGCCCCAACACCACCGUGUCCCUG